UCCCUCCCUCUCCACGAUAAAACCCAAUGCCUAACCCUAAGCCUCCGCAACGAACGAACGAAGAGAGAAACCCUAGUUCCAAUUGCAAACCCUAGCUCUUGCUGCGUUCUUCUCGGGUUCUCUUGGUGUGUGGAGAGUUCGGUGAUCGCCGGAGGGGAGGGAUGUGGAACCACCCGCCAUAUUGGAAGGACAGGGACGUGGAAUCCGGUCCCCAGGCACUGUACCCGACGAUGCUGGAGAGCCCGGAGCUCCGGUGGGCGUUCAUCCGGAAGAUCUACGCCAUCCUGACCGUCCAGAUGCUGCUCACCGUCGCAGUCGCCGCCGUCGUCGUCUCUGUUCGCCCCAUCUCCCACUUCUUUGUCUCCUCCGGAGCCGGCCUCGGCCUCUAUAUCUUUCUUAUUAUUCUCCCGUUCAUCGUAUUGUGCCCUCUGUAUUACUACUAUCAGACGCACCCGGUGAAUUAUCUACUCCUUGGAGUUUUUACAGUGUCUCUUAGCUUUGUAGUAGGAUUGACGUGCGCCUUCACAAGCGGAAAGGUUAUUCUUGAGUCUGUUAUCCUUACGGCGGUGGUCGUCGUGAGUCUCACUUUGUACACCUUUUGGGCGGCGAGGAGAGGCCAUGACUUCAGCUUCCUUGGGCCUUUCCUGUUUGCUGCAGUGAUGAUCUUGAUCGUAUUUGCCCUCAUCCAGAUCCUGUUUCCAUUGGGGAGGAUCUCAGUCAUGAUCUAUGGAGGACUGGCUGCGAUUAUCUUCUGUGGAUACAUCAUCUAUGAUACUGAUAACUUGAUAAAACGCUACUCCUAUGAUCAAUAUAUUUGGGCUGCUGUUGCUCUGUACAUCGACAUCAUCAACCUGUUCCUUUCUUUGCUCACUCUUUUCAGAGCGGCUGAAAGUUGAAGCAUGGGAUUACCAUGAGAAUUCCAUGACAAAUUUGUGGAACUCUAGUAUCAUGUUUAUAAAACCUUCUGUCCCCCCCCCCCCCCCCCCAAAAAAAAAAGCUUGAUGCAAUCUUAUUCCGUGGGGGCUCUCUCUUUCCGGGCUUACUCUCACUAACGUUUGUGACAAACUAUCUUUAUGCAGUCAUAAUAUUAGGGAUGCAUAUUUUUAAUCAUAAUUGUUGAAGUA
Messenger RNA from Phoenix dactylifera (date palm), 1124 nucleotides. Its product is annotated as protein LIFEGUARD 2-like. Lineage: Eukaryota; Viridiplantae; Streptophyta; Magnoliopsida; Arecales; Arecaceae. The record is from RefSeq and is a predicted model, not a curated record. Gene Ontology annotation, cellular component: membrane.